Anastrepha ludens (Mexican fruit fly) is the source of this 441-nucleotide messenger RNA. Its product is annotated as 40S ribosomal protein S23-like. The transcript is spliced from 2 exons. Lineage: Eukaryota; Metazoa; Arthropoda; Insecta; Diptera; Tephritidae. The record is from RefSeq and is a predicted model, not a curated record. Gene Ontology annotation, molecular function: structural constituent of ribosome. Gene Ontology annotation, cellular component: ribosome; cytosolic small ribosomal subunit. Gene Ontology annotation, biological process: translation. The annotation marks the transcript as partial.
UUGGGCAAGCCAAGAGGCCUUCGGACAGCCAGAAAGCAUGUGAACCAUCGUCGUGAUGAGCAUUGAGGUGACAAAGACUACUAAAAAGUCCACUUAAGAACCAACUGGAAAGCUAAUUCGUUUGGAGGCGCGUCUCAUGCUAAGCGCAUUGCACUUGAAAAAGUUAGCAUUGAGGGUCAGCAGCCUAAUUCUGCUAUCCGCAAGUGUGUAGGGGUGCAGCUCAUCAAAAAUGGCAAGGAAAUUACCGCAUUUGUCCCACGUAACGGUAGCUUCUUGAACUACAUAGAAGAAAACGAUGAAGUCUUGGUUGUUGGUUUCGGUCGUAAAGGACACAACGUGGGUGAUAUUCUCGGUGUACGUUUCAAGGUGGUUAAAGUUGCGAAAGUUUCAUUGCUUGCUGCUUGCAUGUAUAAGGAGAAGAAGGAGUGCUCGAGGUCGUAA